AGAGAAGCGGUGGUCGCGGAGACCCACCCACCCCGGCUUGCCUCACCUCACUCCCCCUCCGCCAGAAGGAGGCACUCAGAAACUUCUAGAUUUGUGCUGUGCAAUUUCUCUGGAAAUGUCUGGACAUGUCCAAGGGCAGGAACGGAGGAUCGUCCUGGUGGGCAAAACCGGCAACGGGAAAAGCGCUACGGCAAACACAAUCCUGGGAAAGCACGUCUUUGAAUCCAAGAUGGCUUUCGGUUCCGUCACUCAGAGUUGCCAAAAGGAGGAGGCCGAGGUGAAUGGCAGGAAGGUGGUGAUCGUGGAUACGCCCGGAUUCCUCGACACCGGGCGUCCCAAGCGAGAAACAGCCAACGAAGUGAGCAAGUGCGUGAAGUUUUGCUCCCCGGGUCCCCAUGUCAUUCUGCAGGUGAUUCGUCCCGCCCGUUUCACCAAAGAGGAGGAGGAGGUGGCUCGCUUGAUCAAGGAGAUCUUCAGCCUGAAGGCCAAGAAAUACAUGAUCCUCUUGUUCACCCGGAAAGAAGAUCUGGAAGGAAAGGCUCUGAAGGACUUCAUCGACCAGGGAAACGUUGGGCUGAAGGAGCAGGUGUACAAUUGUAGGGGGCGCUUCCUGGCUUUCAACAACAAGGCCGAAGGAGCAGAACGAGAGGCUCAGGUGAAGGAACUGAUGACCAUGAUUGAUGAGCUGGUGGAGAAGAACAAAGGGGAUCCUUGCUACACGGAAGACAUGAUGAGGGCCGACAAGGAGAACUUCAAGAAUAACAAAAACCUUCCCUGGUUGUGUCCCUUGGUUAAAUCGGUGGUUUGUGCAGUUCAACCUGUCGAGAAAUGGCUGGAAGUGCUGGAGGUGAUUCGUCCUGCCCAUUUCACCAAAGAGGAGGAGGACGUGGCUUGCUUGAUUAAGGAGAUCUUCAGCCUGAAGGCCAAGAAUUACAUGAUCCUCUUGUUCACCCGGAAAGAGGACCUGAAAGAUACGACUCUGGAGAAAUUCAUCGCCAACAGAAACUCCACACUUAAGGAUCAGGUGUCCAGGCUCACCCCACCCCCAGGCGAAGAGCAACCGGCGGGGCGAAAGAGGACCUCCGAGAGGGGGAAAGGAGGAUUUAUUGAUGGAUCUCAUGAUCUCCGCCCACUCCGAGUGCCCCACCCCGCCCUCCCCACCCAAAUAAAUAGGACUUUUACGCGGCAUUUCCUGCACAGAAGCUUCUCGCAGCCUCCUAGGUGGAGCCAGAAGAGCGGCGGCAGCGAAGCCCCCUCCCCACCGGUCAGCUGCCUCUCGAAAGAGGGUCUCAGAAAUCCCCAGAUUUUCUCCUGUGUGAAUAUGCUAGCCAUUACUGAAAGCGUCCCAGGGUUGGUAGGGACUGAAAGGAGGAUCGUCCUGGUGGGCAAAACUGGCAACGGGAAAAGCGCCACAGGAAACACCAUCCUGGGGGAGAACCUAUAUCCGUCUAAGAUGUCCCCUACUUCCACCACGAAGACUUGCCGAAAGGGGGUGACACAGUGGAAGGGGAGGGAAAUUGUGGUGGUCGACACGCCAGGCUUUUUCGACCCCAAGGUUCCCAAGUGGGAAAUUGCUGCUGAGGUGAGCAAGUGUGUGACGUUUUGCUCCCCGGGUCCCCACGUCAUUCUGCAGGUGAUGCGCCCCACCUGUUUCACCCAGGAGGAGAAGGACGUGGCUCAAUUGAUCAGCGAGAUCUUCAGCCUGAAGGCCAAGGAUUACAUGAUCCUCCUGUUCACCCGGAAAGAGGACCUGGAUGAGACCUCGCUCGAGACAUUCAUGCAUGAGGAACCCUCUCUUUUGGAUCAGGCAUCCCAGUGCGGGUAUCGCUACUUAGCCUUCAACAACAAGGCCACAGGAGAACGAGAGGCUCAGUUGGACGAGCUGAUGACCAUGAUUGAUAAGCUGGUGGAGAAGAACAAAGGGGCUCCUUAUUACACGGAAGACAUGCUGAAGAAAGACAAAGAGGAGUAUAAGGAAAAAAUGAAGGAAGAAAAGAAGGGCUCCCGGUGGUGUUUUCUUUUCUAACAGACACUGGAAAGCCCCUCUACUUGAUCCUCUCCUCCAAGAUGGCAGCUCUGCCAAAGGCCACAGCCCUGCGCUUCCUGUUCUAAAUUGUAAUCCAGCUCUCCUCCCUUCCUUACUAUCUUGGGGUUUCUUUUGUCUGUGUCAGCCUCUGCUUUGCUGCUGCUUCGGCUGCCAUUGAAACGGGGAGGGGGGGCAUGGU
Molecule: messenger RNA, 2225 nt
Organism: Thamnophis elegans (Western terrestrial garter snake)
Lineage: Eukaryota; Metazoa; Chordata; Lepidosauria; Squamata; Natricidae
Product: GTPase IMAP family member 8-like
Exons: 8
Coding region: 116-2026 (636 amino acids)
Molecular function (GO): GTP binding
Source: RefSeq, a predicted model, not a curated record